Drosophila eugracilis is the source of this 5081-nucleotide messenger RNA. It is a transcript of the gene mfr, whose product is annotated as otoferlin. The transcript has 14 exons. The record is from RefSeq and is a predicted model, not a curated record. NCBI's taxonomy places the organism in Eukaryota, Metazoa, Arthropoda, Insecta, Diptera, Drosophilidae. Bases 71 to 5005 code for a protein of 1644 amino acids. Gene Ontology annotation, biological process: plasma membrane organization.
UUUCAAAUUCCGAUCUAAUACUGAAAAUGCCCAUCAGGGAACCUUGUUCCCUAGCCCAGUUGGACAGAUCAUGAGUUACAUGGAGGACUGUUUUGCCGGGGCCCCGCAGGAGUUCCUCAUCUGCAUUACCGUUCACAAGGCGGUACAAGUGGGCGUGGCCACCGGGGACCUGUACGUCCGGAUUAGUCUGGACAAGAUUACGAAGAGCACCAAGUCCUUUCCAAAUACAGAGAAUCCUUUCUUCAAUGAGUACUUUGUCUUUGAGUUCCACUGUACCUUAACCGAACUCCUGCGCCUGACGAUCCUUUUCGAGUUGAAGAAACACAUGACCUAUAAGAAAAAUGUGGUAAUUGGAGAGCUACUAGUAGAUCUACAUAGUGUGUGGAAUCAGCCCAAUCAUGGUUACUUCAAAAAAUGGGGUCGUUUGGAGGCACCCAUUGGAGAAAAUCAACCGCUGGAUGCUGCCACUGAACCACAUGGCUAUCUGCAACUCGAUUUGGCCAUCGUAUCCCAGCAUAGUCCUGUGUCCCUUGGUCUUAGAUCUGAAGACCAGGACACCCAAAAUCUUAAUAAAUGGUCGGUGGAUCAGGAUUAUGAUGAUAUUGAGAAAAAUCUCCUGACCAACGUCAACGCCUUUGCCCCAAGCAAUAUCCGCUACUUCGUCGCCUUCUAUCGGGGUUACUUCAUCAGGCAGAGUAACUACAUGAUUCAAGUAUCGUUUGCCGGCUUCAAUGGCAAAACCCCGGUGGCCAAGAGCACGACGACGCCAGUGUGGAACCAUGAGAUCAACUUCGCCUGGAUGUACCCUUCGGUGGCGCAGCGUUUCCUUAUCCUUAUCUUUGCCCAGGAGCUACUACAAUGGAAAUGCGUGGCUGAGUGUGAAUUGUCCCUGGACGAGAUCGCAUUUAAAGGAACCCCAUCCCUGGGACCCACCUACCUACAUCUCUACGAUCCUGUCAAUCCCAUGGUAUAUGUGGGUCGCCUUCUAAUGGAACUUCGAUCUGAGAUGCUGACGGAUUCCCAGCCCACCCACACGCUGGCCUCCAAGACGGUACCUGGCCUCGAUGAGAGCCGUUUCUGGCACGACGAUAUCUACUUGGUAGAGUUCCUUCCACUAAUGGGUCACCACAUCCAGGCCACGGCCAGUGCUUACAAAAUCUCCGCUCGAUUAGCUGAGCACAGUUCGAAUGUGUUAGAGGGUGUGUUAAGGACUUCGAUGGAUCGCUUCCGGUCUACCAUGCACUCGAAGAGCUUCCGACGGGAAACACCUUUCCGCUCCUGUAUGUUCCGUGUUCGCUUGCCGGACAAUCGGGCCAAGUACGAAAGUGAUUUCUUCAUGCUGGAUAUAGUCAACUACAUGCGCUCUGAGCUGGACACCUUUAAGGUCUUCCAGCUAAAGCAUCCCCUUCAGGACGAUGAGCAAGCCAAGUGCCUGAAGGCUAUUGUCCGAAAUAUUCUUAGGAGGAUUAAGGAGGGUCUAGAUGCUCAUCGUUUCGAUCACGAUGUGCAGCCACAGCGUACCACAUGGGACAUCAAUCGGCAGCUUUACCUCCUCGAUUACUUCGCCAAGUUGCCGCAAAAGCUGCAUCAACUAAAGCAGAGUUUGCGGAGCUGCUUUCUGGAGCAUUUGGACGCCUCCAUUGCGGAUGUGGCUAAUGAGUUGCAGCGUUUGGUGGCUGAAAUUGGAUCCCUUUCUAGUAUGGCUCGAAUGCAGGACGAGUGGCCGGAACUGGUACUUUCCUUCAGCGCAGGUGGUAGGGAUUUGGGAGUUUGUCGGUUAAACGCUAAGCUCUUUCUGUACCUGCAACACCAGAAUAAGGAGCAGAGUCAAGAGACCCUUUGCUGGCGUCUUAGGAGCUUUUCUUUUAAGGCCUUCGGGUGCACGCAUACCUGCCCCAAUUGCGGUUGCACCACAGCCAUAGUCUCAGGAUGCCUAUCAAUUGUUGUGGAACGGGAGCGAAAGGAGUUCCUUUCGGCUAUAAGUGAUGAUUGGAAUUGCGUCGAGCCGAUGCUGUGGCAGCCACAUCCCUCUCAGACUAACUUUCUGUGCCACGUUUAUGUCCAUCAGGCCAAAAUCCGUCCUGGUAGUGAAAAGAAAAGCGUCUGUGACUCCCACCUGAGAGUAUUGUUCGCCGAGCAGACCUGCGAAACUUACACAUCUCCUGGUACCCUGUCGCCCAUUUGGAAUGCUGUGAUUACAUUUAGCUGGUUGUCUCUGCCAGGCGGUGUUAGUCUAUACCUGAAGAAUCCACCUCUUCUCGCCUUGGAGUUCUACAACUCAGAACGAAGUCUCCCAGAAGAUCUAGUGGGUUUGGGAAGUCUGCCAAUGAGCGUUAUCAGCGAAGAUCGAUCCACCGAUUCCAGUUGGGAGGAUUCAGGCAGAUUGGGCUGGUAUAAGAAUCCUAUGCAGAAGCUACAGAAAUUGAAGCACCUAACCCCACCUCCACUUAAGUGGGUGCCAGUGACCAAGAAGGGCUCUGUUCAAGCUGAGGUAUUGAUGUCUGCGGAGCUCAUCGAGCUGUCUAUGGAACCAAGUAGUCAAGACAUGAACAAAGAGCCACAUCUGGCAACGGGCAUUCCAGUGGCCAUCAGACCUAAUAUGCAGAACUUUGUCUUAGAGGUCUUCUUUGUGGGUCUGCGGAACUACUCCAAAAGCAGCAUGAGUUCGGCUGGCAAACGGAAGAUCAAGGUGAUGAUGGGUGAUCUGGUCUUGGAAAGUGGACCUUCCACAGCGCGCGUCCGCAACAGCAUUAACUUCCUGGUGGCCUAUGCAUCGGGAGUGGUGAGCUUACCUGACCAGCAGGAUUACUGGCCAGCAAUCAUAGCCACGGAUGUCCUGCUUUCCGGCUACAGCAGCGAGUCUACCUUGGGAGCUGCACUCAUUCCCAAUUCCUCGAACUUCCUGCAACGUGACAGAACCCUUAAGUGUGUGUCCAAAAAAGAGCAGCCUUCUGGUGAUGUUUCCACUACGGUUAGCGUGGAUGACGCUGAUGAGGAUGAUGAACUGGAAUGGGAAGAGGAGGAUGCCAAACCGUCGAGGAUCAACAGCUGGUGGAUGCGACUGAUGUUUGCUUUGGGUCUGCGACCCGCUGCCUAUGCCAAUCGGAGGGCUUUAAGGUAUGCUGGUGAUCUGGAUGACAGCGAAUUGGUCGAAGAGCGAGAGUUCACCUGGUGGACCAAAUUCUAUAACUCUAUGUAUUGGACUGCAGCAGAGACUAGCCAUGAGAACAAACACCGUUUGGUCAUCUACCACGAGGAACUGGAGAAGCAGGCUCAGUUUGGUUACCUUCAAGACUGGGCAGUGCCUGUCCAGCUAGUUCAUGGUGUCAAGUUAAAGAAGCAAGGUCCUCCCAAAGAGGAUAUCUAUGCCACCUUGAAGCUGCAACUUAAGUUAACCCCUUGUCAGUGCUCGGUUCUCGAGGAUCAAGGAGGUGGUGGCGACAUGGCACGUCCAAUGGCGAAUCCUAUACACCCCCGAUAUCAGUCCACCCUCCAGGCACUGGGUGAGACCAUAAAACUAUUAGUUCGUGUCUAUAUAGUGCAGGGUGUCCAGAUGCGUCCUCGAGAUCUGAAAGGUAACUCCGAUUGCUAUGUGAAGUUGUUCCUGGGCGGCAAGAUGGUCUCCGAUAGAGCUCACUUCUCCCCCAAUCAUAGCAACCCAGUUUUUGGGCGCCUAUUCGAAAUGGAGGCUACGCUACCAGGAGAUCAUAUGCUGCAGAUCAUGGUAUAUGAUCACGAUAAAGUCAAGGAUGAGGUGAUUGGCCAGACAAAUAUCGAUCUGGAGGAUCGCUGGAGAACUAGGCAUCGUGCAACAGUGGGUUUGGCCAAUGAGUAUACAAGGAGUGGCUAUAACCACUGGCAUGACCUGAAACUGCCCUCGGAAAUCCUCAUAGAGCUCUGCCAACGAAGGGGCAUUCAGCCUCCCUACUAUUAUGGCAAUGUUAUUGAGGUGGAUGGGAUGCUUUUUGGAGAUGAGACUGUGAUCUCUAAAGAUGAGGAGCUGCAAGAGCGCCUAAGCUUGGCAGUGCUUAAGAAUAUGGAUAAAUUGCCGUCUUUUGGCUACAAACUGGUGCCGGAGCAUGUAGAGACACGCUCUCUAUGUCGAGAGGACUUUCCAAACGUAGAACAGGGUAAGCUCCAGCUGUGGAUAGAGCUGUUCGAGGCCAAUAUCUAUGUCCCCAAUCCCAUUGACAUAACCCCAGUACCGCCCUCUGAUUUUGAGGUGCGUGUUGUGGUCAAGAAUCUGGCUGGCAUCCAAAUGGGGGACAAAAAUGUUUUCGGCAAACUAAUGAGCGACAUCUAUGUGAUAGGCUGGUGCGAGGAUGAGGACAAGCGGCAAACGACCGAUAUCCAUUACCGCUCAUUUGCCGGAGAUGCGGCAUUUAAUUGGCGCAUGGUCUUCGACAUGAAGUAUUCCCCCAACGAGGACCUGAUGGUUAUCCGCCGGAAAGCGGGGUUGCUGGAGGAGAUUGAAUUUAAGAAGCUUCCGAUUAUCUAUCUACAAGUCUGGGACAAGGAUGUGCUGUCCAAGGAUGAGUACCUGGCUGCUCUUGAGCUGAAUCUUUCCAAUAUGUAUGCCCCGUAUCCAAAUGAACUCUUAUGUAAGCCUUAUCCCAAGAAGAGGAAGCGCAUCAAUCUUUUCAAGCGCAAGGUCAUCAACGGUUGGUUUCCACUGGAAAAUAAUAAUAAACCUUCGCAAAUUCGUUCUAAAACUAAAGUUCAAACGGGGAAAAUGCAGCUGAACAUUGAAAUAUGCACAGGUGUGGAGGCUGCAAACCGGCCGGCUGGCCGUGGCCAAGACCCGCCAAUGGCCUUGGAGCCUCCCUUCCGGCCGGACACCUCUUUCAAUCCACUGACGAAUCCCUGCAAGUCUUUCCGGCACAUCCUCUGGCCCGCCAUUAGAAAGUAUGUUCUUUGGAGUCUUCUCAUUCUGAUCGUUAUCCUGGGAUUGGUACUUUUCUUUUCCAAUCUUCCCGGCAAACUUAUGGCCAUUCCCCUUGAGUGAUGUUAUACUUUUUGUUUUUGUUUCUUUUAUUGCUUUUUUCUGUUUAUUUGGUUGAUAAAUUUAAUUUUCUUUUCCC